AUGUUCUGCAAGGGGGAAACGAAUUACUCUCUGACCAUUCGCGACGGGAAGGUCAUCCUCGCCCGCUCCGAUCGUUCUGACCCGCUUCAGCACUGGAUAGAAGACGAGAAAUGGAGCACGAAGGUGAAGGACGAAGAGGGUUUCCCAAGUUUCGCAUUGGUUAAUAAAGCCACCGGACAAGCCAUGAAACACUCCACCGGAGCCACUCUUCCUGUCCAGUUGAUUCCUUACAAUGCUGAUAUUCUUGAUGAAUCGAUUUUAUGGACAUUCGGUAGGGACUUGGGCGAUGGUUAUCGUGCAAUAAAGAUGGCUAACUAA
Erythranthe guttata (spotted monkey flower) is the source of this 318-nucleotide messenger RNA. NCBI's taxonomy places the organism in Eukaryota, Viridiplantae, Streptophyta, Magnoliopsida, Lamiales, Phrymaceae. The record is from RefSeq and is a predicted model, not a curated record.